Molecule: messenger RNA, 538 nt
Organism: Schistocerca americana (American grasshopper)
Lineage: Eukaryota; Metazoa; Arthropoda; Insecta; Orthoptera; Acrididae
Product: cuticle protein 21-like
Exons: 2
Coding region: 1-453 (150 amino acids)
Cellular component (GO): extracellular matrix
Source: RefSeq, a predicted model, not a curated record
AUGGCCUGCAAGCUGAUCGUGCUCGCCGCCCUCGUGGCCGUGGCCCACGCCGGCUACCUCGGCGCCCCCGCCGUGGUCGCCCCCGCCGGCCCGGCCUACGCCGCGCGCGCCUACGCCGCCCCCUACGCCAGGGCGUACGCCGCCCCCGCCGCCGUGGCCGCUGAGUACGACCCCAACCCCCAGUACAGCUACGCCUACAACGUGCAGGACGCUCUCACCGGUGACUCCAAGGCGCAGCACGAAACCCGCAGCGGAGAUGUCGUCCAGGGCAGCUACAGCGUCGCCGAACCCGACGGCUCCAUCCGCACCGUCGACUACACGGCCGACCCCGUCAACGGCUUCAACGCCGUCGUGCACAGGGAGGGCGGCGCUCACCCCGCCCCCGUCGUGGCCGCCGCUCCCGCCUACGCUGCCGCCCCUGCGCUGGCCUACGGGAAGGCUUAUCACGGCUAAACGCUCAUCUGACCACAACGCAUUCUCAUAGCCAUUAUGUACAAACUUUUAUACCCACUACUAUACAUUAGCGCACCUCAAUAAA